Messenger RNA from Alternaria infectoria, 1872 nucleotides. RefSeq lists its product as uncharacterized. The coding region runs from base 1 to 1872 and encodes 623 amino acids. Gene Ontology annotation, cellular component: cytoplasm; nucleolus. The transcript is spliced from 2 exons. Gene Ontology annotation, molecular function: mRNA binding. NCBI's taxonomy places the organism in Eukaryota, Fungi, Ascomycota, Dothideomycetes, Pleosporales, Pleosporaceae. The record is from RefSeq and is a predicted model, not a curated record. Gene Ontology annotation, biological process: nuclear-transcribed mRNA catabolic process, nonsense-mediated decay; positive regulation of translation.
AUGGCCCCCCCGAAUAACCCCAACGGCGUCCUGCCAGUCACACUUCUCCAGAAGAACGCCCCAGCCCAGUCGCCUCGUGGGCCCAAAGCAGCCCAACCCCGCCUGAAGCUGAUAUGUCGGCGACUUCCUCCUGGCCUCACCAAGACCGAGUUCAUAGAGGCUUUAGGCGACGAGUGGAAGCUUGGUGCUGGCAAGAUCGAUUGGAUGAAUUACAGAAAGGGCAAGAUUUCUACUGAACGGCCUAUUGACCCCCUCAGUGCCGCCAAACCCUCCAAGCCAGCGCGCGCAUACGUCCACGUUACCAAGCAGGACCAUGUCAAGGCGCUCGGUGACCACGUGCGCGCAAUCACCUUCCACGAUGCCACCAAGUCAUGGCAGGACCCCGCCCUCGUCGGUCCGCCUACGCUCGAAUACGCUCCCUACCCGAAGAUGCCUGGUGGCCGCCGCAGGAACGAUAACCGCCAGGGCACCAUCGAUCAGGAUCAGGAAUUCAAGGACUUCCUCGAGAGCCUCACCAACCCCAUCACCAAGCCCCCCGCCGCCGAGAAUGAAGGUCAGAAGGAGAAGGUCAAGACCACUCCUCUGAUCGAAGCGCUCCGGGAAAAGAAGGCUAACAGGGAGAAGCCGAGCGCAAAGGCCAAUCGAGGUCGUGGAGAGGGCAAGGAUGAUGGUGAGAAGAAGAUACUCGCCAAGCCAGGCAAGGAGAACGCCCUUAACUCUGGAGAUAAGAACCGCCGCAUAAGCAAGGCUGACAAGGCGCAAGCCUCCAAGGAGGCUGUCAAGAUCCUUAACAAGGAAGCGUCAUCCUCCAAAUCAUCUGCCUCAGCCUCGGCGGACAAGGCCUCUGCCAGCCCAGCACCGGAGCGCAAGCGUGGUAACGUCGCACUCGCAAAGUCGAUGCUGCAGCGUGACCUCGGCGUAGGACCUGCCCCAACUCGUCGACGGGGAACGAAGCGCGAGGUUGGUACGCCUGCGCCCGAGUCCAAUGCACAAGCAAAGGAGACCAAGGCAGUCGAGGAAAAGGCCAAAGAGUCGCCUGCUUCACAACCUGCAGCUUCGACUCCGGACAAGAAUGCGCAAGCAAGCAGGAAGGAGCGCCCAACUCGAGCAGAACGCCGCGCUUUCAAGGCCAAUCAGGGUGACAAGCCCAACGACAAGGCUACCGCCAGCGAUGUAAAGCCCCAGACGCCGCUGAAGACUCCUGCGCCGCAAAUUUUGAAGAAGCCUCAGGCUCAUACUCCGACGGCUCCCAAAGGUCCAGCUGCCUCACGAGCUCCACCCACCGAGCCUGCCGCAGCCAGAAACAGCCCCGCUCCUACACAGUCGCAUUCUACUCCAGCAAAGGCCGAUGCGGGACCCGCCCAGGCGCACAACAAUACCCCUAAAGCAGCACCAGCUCAACCCGUGCCCGCACCCACAAGCAAGCAAGCGUUCCUCAAGCAUGCCAAUCCCAGCCAGGGUAUUACCGAGCCCCUCAUCGAGGAAGUCAUGAAGACCUUUGGAGGUAUUGACAAAGUCGAGAUUGACAAGCGUAAGGGCUUCGCCUAUGUCGACUUUGCCGAGCCGGAUGGUCUCAAGAAAGCCAUGGCCGCCAGCCCCAUCAAGAUCGCCCAAGGCGCUGUUCAGGUUCUUGAACGGAAAGAAAAGGUCGCCAGAGCUCCUCGCUUCAACGGUCCACCGACCGGGCCUGCUCGUGGCGGCGCUCGUGGCAACUUUGCACCUCGUGGAGGACGUGGUGGUCGUGGAGGUGCUAGAGGCGGCGCACAUGCUGGUCCUGUUCCCGCUGCGGGUGCUGGCGAUGCUGCCUCGACUGCCCCAGCUGCCGUUGCUCCCGCUCCUGCACCUGUCGCCAAUACCAACACCGCUACGUGA